Messenger RNA from Protopterus annectens (West African lungfish), 2202 nucleotides. RefSeq names its product zinc-binding protein A33-like. The record is from RefSeq and is a predicted model, not a curated record. Gene Ontology annotation, molecular function: protein binding; zinc ion binding. NCBI's taxonomy places the organism in Eukaryota, Metazoa, Chordata, Ceratodontiformes, Protopteridae. The transcript has 6 exons. Bases 32 to 1363 code for a protein of 443 amino acids.
UAAUGAAUGCAGACAGGCAUUACCAUCUAAAAUGUACACAGUGAAAAGGCAGUUAUGCAGAGCUGUAUUGAGCAAUCAGAGUUCACGGCAAUAUGAGAAAGAAGAAAUACAAAACCAGGAGCAACAAAGUUACUACCUGCUUGGGUCGCACGAGUGCACAGAGCACAAAGAGGCAUUGAAAGUGUUCUGUCAAGAUGAUGAAUGUCCUGUAUGUGUCAUAUGUAUGAUAUCGUUUCAACAUAAAUGGCACAAAUUCCUACCCAUACUGGAAGCAGCCAGCAUGUUUCAGGGCAAGCUGAAAAAUACUGUAUCUUCUCUAGAACUGAAAAUGAAACAUAUUAAUGAGCGUCAAAGCAGACAGGAACUCUACAUCUCUUCUUUCAAGGAUGAAGAGCAAAGGUUGGAAGAGCACAUUACAUCAGAAUUUGCUGAGCUGCAACAAUUUCUCCAGGACAAGGAACAACAGCUGGUCCAAAAGCUCAAGCGGGAAGCUACAAGAAUUCUGGGAAAGAUGACAGAAAACUUAAAGAGAUUUGAAGAAAUCAAUGACGCUAUUCAGAAGGAUAAAUCCAGCAUUGAAAAAACAUUGCAGCAGAAAGACCCUCUGCUUUUUCUCAAAGGCAUCACAGAUGAAACAAAAAGCAUCAUGAAAAGAACAAAAGAAGAAGCGGAGGUAGACAUUUGUGAAUCAUGGAUACCUAAGAAAAAGAGGAAAGGUGUAUUUAAUGGUGAACCUUAUACUGGCAGACUACGUCUCGGGGUAUACAGAGGCCCCCUGCAGUACAGGGUUUGGAAAGAAAUGCUUUCUGUCGUCAACCCAGGCCUGUCUUAUCUGACCUUGGACCCUAACACAGCAAAUCCUUCGCUCACUCUGUCUAAGGACCUUACCAGUGUGAAGUUUGAUGAUGUGGACCACAGUAUUUUUAAACUAAAACUCUUUCACAAUCCUAGAAAUUAUGAUUCAUGUCCCUGUAUGCUGGCAUCACAGGGCUUCACAUCAGGAAGGCAUUACUGGGAAGUGGAGGUGGGGUGCUUGCCUGACUGCUAUUUAGGUGUUAUCAACGAGUCCAACAACAGGAAGAUGAUACCUGGACUACAGCCACUACAUGGAUACUGGGUAAUAAAGCCAUGGACCGAGAUGUACGGGCAUCUGAAUUUCCCAGGCCUGCUUCUUGAUCCAAGUGUGAAAUCACAAAAGAUUGGAGUGUACCUGGACUAUGAGGGAGGUCAGGUGUCAUUUUACAAUGCAAGUAACAUGUCCCACAUAUACACCUUUACUGAUACUUUCACAGAGAGACUUUACCCUUAUUUUUGGAUUGGUAACAGUUCAGAACCAUUAAACCUAUUUCACCUAAAACUGUAAUGAUGAUUUGCACAUAUGUUAACAUUGGUAAAUUGUUAACAUUGUCAAGGAAAUUACUGAUUUAUCCAAAUGUCUAUAAAAUACAUUUGAGUCACUGUAAAACAAAAUAAAAACAUACCUAUUUCAGAACUGCUAUAAUGAUGCCAUGUACACAGUAGAAGUAUAUUUAAAAGUGAAGGAUGUUAAGGGAUAACUAAAUAGCUGCAUGAAAUUAAUUAAUUCUAUUAUUUACUCCUGGGGGGAGAGGGGUGCUGAAGCAAAAUUUUUCCAUGACUCCUAACAGAAAAUUGCAUUCCCUCAAAGUAAAAGUCUAAGCAUUAUAUGCAUCACUGCAAAGGGAGAAUAUUCCUGCCAAAAAGUCAUAUGGUCAAAGUCAUGGCACUUACAUAAAUCAUAAAUAGGUACUGUCUGCUUUUGGAGCCAUUUGUCUGGGAAAAGCACCAUGGUUAAACUUAUAUGAGAACAUUUACAUGAUGUGCAUAAUAAGAAAGGAAGUAAAAAUUGAUUGCCAGGGCAUAUGCAGUCACAAAUUUUUACACAGUACUUCUUGGCUGCUUGGGAAAGGUGAAACUGCAGUACUUUACCUAGAUAUCAGUUAGUGUUUGCUCUGAAUUUUCUGAAACAUUCUAGACUUUUACAUUUGAUGAAAAGCUAUAAACCCCUGCUUAAUGAACUAUUUACUAAAUGUUUUGUUGCAAAAUAUUAUGCUUGCUUAUUCAGCUUAAGAAGAAUGUCUUAUAACUUCUGUUAACUACGUUUUGAUUAUCUGGAACUUCAUUAAUUGCUGUAUCUUACAAAUAAAGUGCCAAACAAAAAUAAAGGAUUACAAUUCUGUGGCA